AUGCAGGCCACUGAGGAGGUCGCCUACAAGGCUGCGGUCCAGGCUGCUGUUCAGGAUGAUAGCCGCAGCAAGGCCAUUAUCGUCGUGACCGCCGUUUUCCUCGGAAUUUCCCUCGGCAGUGUCCUUCUCCGAUGCUUUGUACGAACCCGUGUGGUACGGGCCUUUGGCUGGGAUGAUAUCGUCAUGCUAUUAGCCAUGGCAUUGAAUCUGGCAUUUGCAAUUUGUGGUAUUCAGGGCGCCAAGUAUGGCAUGGGUCGAAAAUUGCUCUACUUUGUAGAGUAUCCGGACAACUUCGAACGCGCACUACUGUGCUGGUGGUUAGGCCAAAUUUUCUAUGUGAUCACUUGCGUCCUCGCCAAAGUCUCUAUUAUCAUCACCCUGCUACGAAUUACGGUUUCUCGCCUUCAUGCCUGGAUUCUCUAUGCGGCCAUUACUCUCGCCACCGCGGUCGGUUUGGUCUUCUUGCUCUUCACCAUUUUCCAGUGUAGCCCAGUGCCCUACUUCUGGCACCAAGGAUCGACUUCCAGCCAUGGGACCUGUGUCAACAAGGAUACUCUGAUUGCAAUCGCGUAUCUCUACAGUGUCGGUGCAGCCGUCACUGAUCUCACCAUUGGCCUCCUCCCCGUGGCGCUGAUCUGGAACUUGCGCAUGAAUCAGAGGACUAAGUUUGCUAUUAUUGGUGUUUUAGGUAUCGGUUGCAUUGCGAGUGCUGCGGUUAUCGUUCGCAUUCCCUUUGUCCACAGUUAUAAAGACACCGAAUUUCUCUAUAACACAUACCAGAUCUCCAUCUGGUCCAACGUCGAAGCGGGACUUGGCAUCACCGCUGGCUGUCUGACGACUCUGCGACCACUCAUUCGAUUCCUGCGCGACGGCUCCUCCGCCUCACGCAAUCGCACCCCCGGAUCUUUUCCCUUAUCCAGCAAUGUGGCGCAGGGAUACCGAUUAUCGCGUUCCAAGCAUGACCGCCCCGGCUCGCAUCAGCUAUGGACGGGCAGCGAGAAUGACGAAUAUCAUGGCGUGACAACGACGAUUCUGGGUAGUAGCCAUCGGCCGAAUCCAACAAGUAGCAGUGAGGAGGACCUCAACCCGAAGAACGAGCUACCUCCGUCAGGCUGGAAGGUCGAACGGUCCGUUCGGGUGUCCGUGCGCGACGAUUUAUGA
Penicillium brasilianum is the source of this 1161-nucleotide messenger RNA. The record is from the annotation of a GenBank genome assembly. Lineage: Eukaryota; Fungi; Ascomycota; Eurotiomycetes; Eurotiales; Aspergillaceae.